Messenger RNA from Alosa alosa (allis shad), 859 nucleotides. Its product is annotated as zinc finger protein 85-like. The record is from RefSeq and is a predicted model, not a curated record. The transcript has a single exon. Lineage: Eukaryota; Metazoa; Chordata; Actinopteri; Clupeiformes; Clupeidae. The coding region runs from base 1 to 762 and encodes 253 amino acids. Gene Ontology annotation, molecular function: RNA polymerase II transcription regulatory region sequence-specific DNA binding; DNA-binding transcription factor activity, RNA polymerase II-specific. Gene Ontology annotation, cellular component: nucleus. Gene Ontology annotation, biological process: regulation of transcription by RNA polymerase II.
AUGAAUGUGUCCAGUGUGGAAAAUCGUUUUUCAUACAGUUCAACUCUUAAAACCCACAUGUUCAUACACACUGGAGAGAAGCCUCAUAAAUGUACCCAGUGUGGAAAAGCUUUUUCACAAAUUUCAAAUCUUAAAAUACACAUGCUAAUACACACUGGAGAGAAGCCUCAUAAAUGUCUCCAUUGUGGAAAAGGUUUUAGAAAACGUUCAAAUCUUAAAAGCCAUGUGCUAAGACACACUGGAGAGAAGCCUCAUAAAUGUAAGCAAUGUGGAAAAGUAUUUACACAAAUGGAAACCCUUAAAACCCAUAUGAUAACACACACUAGAGAGAAGCCUCAUAAAUGUGUUCAGUGUGGAAAAGCAUUUCCUCACCCUUCAAAGCUUAAAACCCAUAUGUUAACGCACACUGGAGAGAAGCCUCAUAAAUGUGCUCAGUGUGGAAAAGCUUUUCCGCACUCUACAAAUCUUAAAAUCCAUAUGCUAACUCACACUGGAGAGAAGCCUCAUAAAUGUGUUCAGUGUGGAAAAGCAUUUCCUCACCUUUCAAAACUUAAAACCCAUAUGCUAACUCACACUGGAGAAAAGCCUCAUGAAUGUGUCCAGUGUGGAAAAGCAUUUCCACACCCUUCAAAGCUGGAAACCCAUAUGCUUAUACACACAGGAGAGAAACCUCAUAAAUGUGUCCAGUGUGGGAAAACAUUUCCAACAAUGUCUAGUCUUAAACGCCAUAUGCUAAUACACACUGGAGAGAAGCGAGUGUAACCAGUGUGGGAAAGUAUUUACACACCUCCAAACUCUCCAAAAUCAUUUUCUAAUACAUACGGGAGAGAAGCCUCAUAAAUGUGUUUAUUGCGGAAAA